AUGGCACCUCGGAUACACAACCGGCGUGUGUCCAACGCCCUUCUCCCCUAUCUCACAUCCUCCCAAUCCUCCUCCACACCCUCACUCUCAUCCACAUGUCCCUCAUCACAGCUCUUUCUCCGCCAAUUCUCCGCGACGGCGGCUCCACAGACCAGGCUUCGCCGGCAAAUGUUCCAAUGGCUUAGUACCGAGGGAGCUGCGCUGAAGCACCACGUCCCUGGUGAGACCAACUACCUGCAGGGUCGGGCAGACCGUGACUCGGAUAGCCACGAAGCACCACGGCCGUUCCCGGGUAACCGGAAUUUUGUUAGCGAGAGCGUUCUCAGCGAGGAGCUCCGGAAUGAGGUCUACGUGCGGGUCGUGGAGAAGAAGAAGAGUCUGCGCGCUGUCAGUGUUGAGCUUGGUAUUGACAUGAAGCGCAUUGCGGCCGUGGUGCGGUUGGUGGAGAUGGAGAGGAGACAACAGUCACAGGGCAAGCCCCUAGCAUUGCCAUAUGCUCGUGCCGUCCACGAAAUGAUCCCGACCACUCCGCUUGCCCAGGAAGGCGAGCGCCAAACAUUCCACGAACCUAUCAACGACCUGCCCGCCCACCCCUUAACCGGCGCCCAGAUCUUCUAUCCCGUGCCCGAGUCACGAUCAUUCACUCGUGUCGAUGCCGGCCGCGUCUUCUCAGGUGCCCCGACGUUGGAGAAGGCUGUCGCCGACAAGAUCUCCCACCCCUCCGACCUCGUCGACGAUAUCAUCCAGAAUCCCAACUCGAUUGAGUGGGUUGGCAAGGGUGAGAACGCUCGCCAGGUCCUCCAGCCCGCGGACGUGCGUAUUCCGCACCCGCAGCUGGUCAAGCUCGAGCUUGACCGCAGGGCCUUCCCCAACGAGCGUCGGACCGUGGCGCAGCGCCACGCCGAGCGCGUCGAGAAGCAGGAGGCGGCGGAGCAGCAGCGCCGCGAGCGCGCCCAGGCUCGCCGUGAGAAGAGCGUUCAGCAUGUCGAGCCCGAGGGCAGUCGGUUCGACUACCGCAUCCAGGAUGCGAAGUUCACCAAGGAGACCACGGGCGCGGAUGGUCGUGCUCCCUGGGCCCCUGGCCGGCGGUACGGUGUGCCGUCGGAUGACCGCAAGCGCGGCGUGGUCAAAAUUCCGACUCGUGUGGAGGCUUAA
Molecule: messenger RNA, 1155 nt
Organism: Penicillium canariense
Lineage: Eukaryota; Fungi; Ascomycota; Eurotiomycetes; Eurotiales; Aspergillaceae
Product: mitochondrial 37S ribosomal protein mS45
Exons: 2
Coding region: 1-1155 (384 amino acids)
Biological process (GO): mitochondrial translation
Cellular component (GO): mitochondrial small ribosomal subunit
Molecular function (GO): structural constituent of ribosome
Source: RefSeq, a predicted model, not a curated record